Molecule: messenger RNA, 2124 nt
Organism: Phytophthora sojae
Lineage: Eukaryota; Oomycota; Peronosporomycetes; Peronosporales; Peronosporaceae
Exons: 4
Coding region: 1-2124 (707 amino acids)
Source: RefSeq, a predicted model, not a curated record
AUGCUGGUAGUAGCGGUGGUGUGCAUCUGCUGGACGUUGUGGCUCACCAUACUCACGCUCGCGCCGAACAAGACGGCCAACUACCUCAUGGACACGGCCGAGUUCGACGACGGACAGUUCUGGCUCAUCCCUGAGGAGAUGAGUGUGCUACAAAUUGUCAGCGUUGCGGGACUUCUGGUGGUGGUCGCUCUGUACAUUUACGUGUUGCUCAAGAUGCUCGUGUGGAGAGAAUACCACCACGUCGAGGGCUCAUUUGUCGACCGAGUUCUGAUGCGAUGCGAGCCCAGUCGAACGCUGUCGGACGACUGGUCCAAGCUGGAUUUACUACACAGAGCUUAUAGGCUGGUCUGGGAGCUCUACUUAUUCCUGAAAGAACUUACGGGGUUUCGAGGAAGACAUCGCAAAUUGUGGAAUUUGUGUCUGAAAGCGUUCGACCUGAUGCUGCAGGGGCUUAUGCUUAGCGACUUGUUGGAAGCAGGAACGCCAGUUGAACUCACGUUUGGAUUCGCGGUCUUCACAGCCGUAAACUCGUUACUUUGCGCGGUGGAGAUCAUCAGCCACAGAUACACCGCCUUCGCUGAAAUCCUCAUCGACUCGUUGUUCGACUUGUGCGCGGCCGUGGUGUUCCCGAUCAUCGUGCUCAUGUAUAGCGCUCACAACUUCGACUUUGAUCGCGCCGUGUUCCGAAUCAACAUGGAGUUGUUCCCCGUUGGGAGUUUUGAAAGACGCGCGCGCAUGCUCGCAAACCCGACGGAGAUUGAGCUGUUUCGCGUCUCUUUUGACUCACUACGAAUCCGCACAAUUUCAGAUUUUUUCUUACGAAUUGGUAUGAAUAUUGGGUUUGCCUACCGGUUUAAGCGAGUGGUGGAGGUGCUCAUCCAGAUGCAGACCCAGCGACUUCGGCAACAAGGCAAGAGGAGAGGCUCACAGCUUGAGCAGCACUCAACGCUCUUGACAUCCCCGAGUGUUGUUGGCGGCAAUCGUUCAUGUCAACGAGCAGCGCCAAAGUCGGUCGCUGUCCUUUUCUUCGCCUACAGCGUUGGCGUUGUUGUCGUCACCCAAGAAGCCAUUUUCACGUCUAAAAGCAUUUGUUCCGCUUACCCGCAGUGCGUCGUCUUCGCGUAUCGAUGGCGAGAUGCGCAAUAUUGUCCGUGUCGAGCGCUGAUCGAUGGAGACCGCGCACCGAAAACUUAUCACGAGUGGACCCACCCUGUUGAUGCCACGGAAACUGUAAAAGCGCUGGCGGCGGCGGGCACGUUGGAAACACUUCAGCUCAUUAAUCUACAUCUGACGGUGUUACCAGACGAGCUUCGAGGAUGCAACAACCUGAAUUUUAUAGCGUUGAUCAACUGUGCGACGGAAGAGCUGCCAACAUGGGCGAAAGAUCUCCGCAUGCUCCAGUACUUACAAAUCGAGGGCAAAGUUGGAAGCAAAAACCUUGGCAACUUGGCCGACGACCUGUUCAGCGACAUGCCUGAGCUACGUUAUCUGCAAAUCGGGCUUCAUAAACGAAUGAUUCGCCUGCCAGCACUUGAUGGCGCGCCGAACCUCUCGUGCUUGAUUCUCGCUCGAAUGGGCGAGUUUACGGCGCUGCCGUCGUUAAAGACACUUCCCCGACUGCAGAGGAUGGAAUUUAGCGUCCUAGAGCACUUGUCCUGGAUUCCAGACCUCCCAUCCGUAGGAUCAAUCGUGCACUUCGCCGUGUACCAAGGAGCUGAAUUGUGCUGCAACGGAUUUCUCGGAGCUUGUGACCUCACCAACCCGUUCUGCACUAACGCCACGUGCCUACACGACGCGUCACUAAAAGCCACCACUACAACGCUAGAGGUUUUCCACAAAUUCUCCAGCAACGUCUGCCAGCCAUACUCGGGACUCUCUCAAACGCCGACUGCAGCUACGAUCCAAAUGUGCGACGGAGUUCCGUAUCGACAGUGUCGCCUGCCGGGCCUUGAGCCCGACACGUGGGUCGUGGGGAUGUGCUACAACCACCGCAUGCAGGUUCUGGCCUGCAACCCCGACCCCGUCAAAAUUCAGAUACGCCAUCGCCAGAUUCAGGAGCACGUAGGGGCUCCAUGUGAUCCGGUUGAGGAAGCAUGGCUGGGGUGUGGCAACACAACAACGUAG